Hevea brasiliensis (rubber tree) is the source of this 642-nucleotide messenger RNA. RefSeq lists its product as uncharacterized. The transcript has 3 exons. Lineage: Eukaryota; Viridiplantae; Streptophyta; Magnoliopsida; Malpighiales; Euphorbiaceae. The record is from RefSeq and is a predicted model, not a curated record. Bases 116 to 511 code for a protein of 131 amino acids.
AUUACUCCUCACGUGUCAUAAGGGGCGUGCUAAGACGCGCUCCUUCUCCUCAACAAAAGCGUAACAGGAAGACGGAAAGAAGCAGAGAGAGGGAAAAAAUUUCAGUUGAUGCAAAAUGGCAGAAGAAGGCACCAAAGCGGAUGCGCAGCUUUUUCAACUCCUUUCCAAUCUCCUCCAGCAAGUGGAGGCACUAACCAAUCAAGAAGAAGUUGAAUUGCGAUCCAAAAUUGAAGCACUGGGAUUAGAGGUUACCAAAGUUCCUUCAAAGUCGACAAAGAAUCUUGAUGAGCUGGAAAUCGCAAGAGAGUUGGAUAAAUUAUCAGCAAAAUUGGAUGAUGUAGAUGAAAUGAUUUCCUCAGCCAUGAAUGCAGAUCCACAGGUACAGUCACUCUUGAGUGGCACUGCUGAUGUAUGGAUGCCAGUUAUUACAGCUACUGCUGAAGAGAGACGUAAUUUUACAGCAGCACUUGGAGAUGAUGCUACUGAAGAAAAGGGGAAAACUUCAAUUUAAUUGCCGCUUGUCUGCUCUCACAGAAUAUAAUCUUUCUUAUAACCUAAUGUGUUUGCCAUAUCUUCCUAAACAUUGAGAUCAUUAUUUUUUUUUCCAAUAUUUUUCAUAUAUUCCAUUUUUCUUGUCCUUCA